AUGACUCUGUCUGUACCUGUGGAAAUGUGCAGUGGGGUGAGUUUACCUUUGACGUGUGUGCACCCAAAGCUUUGCAGUAUUGUGCCGUGUCCUUUGUUGUCUGUACUCGCCCUUCAGGCUGAGAGGAACCCGGUAGGAGAAGGCGUGAGCUGCCGCAGGCGAUGGCCAUCUAAUACCUACCUGUCCCUCCGUACAGCAGUUGGAGUGGUAAAGUCCUCUCCUUGCCCUGGAACGACGACGAGAGCAACCAGCCUUAGUUGCCGACGGUGUACCGGCCUGCUGUGUAGGACUGUCUGGCCCCGAGCGGGUCUGGAGGACUCACUGAAGUUAUACUUACCUUUGCCAUCCACCUGUGUCUCCAGGAACGUCCCGCCAAGGGAACUGAAGAUCCCUCUGUGGCAGGUAGUCGAUUUCUGUUCUCUCCAAUAUUCAUUGUGUGUUUCACUCUGCCUUCAGGAGAAGGGCGCCACGGGGAACAAAAACCAAGCAGAGCUAGCGACGAGUUUGGUGAAAAAGGACGAAGGAGCUCCGUCCCGCCCCUCGCCCCCUGUGGGCACUUACCUUGGACGUCCCGUUCUCUCAGGCCCAGGCCUCUCCUGCGGACAAGAGGAGAUUUAUUUUAGAUUCCCUUUCCCUUUUCCCAAAUCACUUUUAACUAUUUAAAUAAAGUUUGUUUUAAGUAUA
Messenger RNA from Misgurnus anguillicaudatus (oriental weatherfish), 684 nucleotides. The record is from RefSeq and is a predicted model, not a curated record. NCBI's taxonomy places the organism in Eukaryota, Metazoa, Chordata, Actinopteri, Cypriniformes, Cobitidae.